Molecule: messenger RNA, 5792 nt
Organism: Mugil cephalus (flathead mullet)
Lineage: Eukaryota; Metazoa; Chordata; Actinopteri; Mugiliformes; Mugilidae
Gene: elmod3
Product: ELMO/CED-12 domain containing 3
Exons: 13
Coding region: 786-2027 (413 amino acids)
Source: RefSeq, a predicted model, not a curated record
UUGAAAUUACCGUGGCCACUGGACGGGGGAAGGGAAGCUGAGAUUGGAGGGAGAAACAAUCAGAAACUGAGAUACUGUGUGCGUAUGACAGACUCUGUCCAUUCAAGAAUCCUCUCCAUGAGCCAAAUCUCUCCAGACACUUCCAGUUCUCACUUUGAAAGUUUUCUGCUGAUUCGCGUCAGGCUGAAGACGUAACGCGGCUUGAGUGAACGUGAAUGAAACUGUAUCGGUAGCUCUAGGCGCACACUGGAUUUGUCUCUGGGUGCCAAAGUGAUGAAGUGUCUUGGACGAGGAGAGCCGAGCCCUGAAAAGCAAUGUCAUUAUCCAGCCUCCGUGUACCUCUGGUGGGGUUGAGGAGGAAGGAGGCAGGUUUCCAGGAAGCUCGUGCAUUGAUGGAUAGCGUUUUCCUCCUGUCAGCUCUUGCAGACUGAUACCUGUGCAUUACCAUCAAUGCCCAUCAGUGCUCGAGGAGUAGCUAAUAAAACCGGACUGCCAUCAAAAACCGCACAGUUAUCGCUGUUAGAAGGAGAAUAUGAUGAGCACAACAUGGAUUUCUUCUGCCGUUGACGCAGUUUGGUGAAAUCAAGCUGGUGACUGUGGACAUUCGUAACUGUAUUGUGCAUGUAGAGGGAAGCAUAGUUACUUGCAGUCAGUAUAAGUGUGCGCUACAGAAACCAUGGUGGUCUUUGCAUCAACUCCUACAAAAAACAUCUCGGUGCAGGACUUCAGCAGCCCUUAGAGGCCGGGAUCAGGAACACACUUGGAAGCCGACAAGCUCACAUGCAAUGGAAGAAGACAUUGAUAUUGCAUCCCACAUUGAGGGUCUAAAUGGUUUGUCCCAUGAAUGUAAACCUUUAGAGGAGAUCACCAAUGGACACUCCAACCAUAAACCCGUCAUGAAUGGACUGGUUGUUGGUCAUAAUGUCAAAGAUCACACCAACGGUAGUGCACCUCUCAGAUCCCUGCCGAUUUCAGCAUUGAAGCAGAACGGUCUUCUGCAGUCUUUGGCAGCUGGAGGGGACCAGCCCAGACCUGCAGAAAAUGAGAAUGUGGAGUUGGAAAAGGCCAGGGAGGAAUGGGAGGCUCUGGAGAACAUCCAACCAGCUCUUUCUGAGGAUUCAAACCCGACCCCACUCAUCUCCUUCAAUGAAGCUCUGCAGUACUUUCAGACCACAGACCUUGGGGACUUACUGAAGAACAUCCAGCCAACUAUUCGCAGGACCGGUCUGGCCGCGAUCACACAUUUCCUCUUUGGUCCUCCGCGGCUACACAGGGAACUCCUGGAGGAGAGGGAUCUCGUCUUUGCCAUUGCACAGUGCCCCGUGGACAACAGCCAAACAGUUCACAUGCGUGUCCUCCAGACCAUUUACAAGAGGCUGAUAGGCAGCAGGCUGGACUGUCCUCGCUUUGGUGCACACUGGGAAAACAUCGGCUUUCAGGGUACAGACCCAGCCACUGACCUGCGUGGUACUGGCUUCCUGGGACUGAUGCAUACUCUGUACUUUGUGAUGGACCCAGAGACUCUGCCACUGGCUAGAGAUAUCUACAAGCUAUCACAACACCCUACGCAGAACUUUCCAUUCAGUGUGAUGUCAAUCAACAUGACCCGCAUCGCUCUACAAGUACUCAGAGAGGAGGCCUUGUCUAAGGAGUGCAAUCGUCGUCAGCAAGUGGUCGGUGUGUUGAAUGAGUUCUACGUUGCCACGUAUCUGCACUUGUACCAACUGUGGAAGACACAGCAGAAGACCAUUGCUGACUCUGGCUUUGUCCUAAAAGAAGUGGAGCUGUUUGCCAAAAAGAACCCCAAGCAGAUGCUGCGCCGACUAGAGGUCUUCCUGAAAGAGAGGCGGGCAGGUGGGAUCCCCCGUGGGACGUCGCCAGACCCUCAGGCCCAGCAGCCCUCUCCCAGCCUGGGGGAGCGAGGAGCCAGAGCUGGGAUUGGACAGGGAAGCAAGGGAAAGGAGAUGCACUUCACGGGAGUGUGUGAUCUACCGCCAGACAUGGAGGGAGAGGCCAGACUCAUCUAAGCUAGACUCUGUGUGAGUGUGUGUAUGUGUGCGUGCGCGUGUGCGUGUGUGUGUGAGAGUGAGUGAGUGAGAGCAAUCCUGUCUGUGAGUUUAUCUAUUACUGUAUGUGCAAGUGGCUUAUUCAGAGAUAGAAGAAGAGCCCCACCACACCCUGAUCUAGGACCUGCUAUCUGAACCUAACACUUCCACUACUUCCACUGAUGCUGGGGUGCUGCACUUUGAUCAGAUUUAACUUGUGGAUCUUUCAGAGUUAUAUUUGAUUUUUCCUAUUAAUUUAUUUUUUUUUUAAACAAAAAAAAGAAAAACAGGGGGGCAUAGAACAAUGGAAAAUAAAGAGGACAGUAACACAAGAUGUCACAAAACCAAAAGGAAGUGGAUAGUUGCACUUUUCUAUGGAUUUCGUAGCCAAAUCGAUAGCUGCCAAAUUCUUGUGGUUCAACUAUACCCGUCUAGAAGUCCAAAAUGUACACCGCCGUGUUGCAGGGAUCUCUCAGCCAGGGUAUGUAAGCAUUGCAGAGGGGGGGGGGGGGGCGGUCUAGCGUCUUGCUCCAAGAUACAGCUCCAUCACUCGCAAUGCAACUUAAUGGCAGCGUUGAUAGGUAUUUAUUACACGCUCUGAUAACGUUAUAUUGAGUAGACGGAAAAUGAACAGUUUCAAAACUCUGCUACAGAGCAAAUAAAAGCAUUUUUUUUUUUUUUAUUAUUAUUAUUGACAUGAUUCGGGAGGAGAAAAGAAAACACAGAGCUCACAAAAACGUUUAGGCAGGGAGCAGAAAUUGCUGCCACUCACUGUUAGAGAACUACACCGUUGGCUUUGGAUGCAGCUUGCUUUGAAGGUCCGAUCACUUUGCGUCCUCUGUUAGGAGUGUGAAUGAAAUAUGUGAACAAUGUACGUGAAUGACACUCAGUCCAGAUGUGUGGAAGUGUAGCCAGUUGUUAGUGUAGAACUGGGGUCUGAUAGUCUCGGUCCAGAGCCCCCACUCGGUGUGGGGGGGAUAUAUUUUAAAUAACUUUAAAAAAAAAAAAAAAAAAAAAAAGAAAUAUUUGAGUCCUUUCUUGAGGGAUAGCUGUCCCUUUAAUCCUAACUUCGCAGUUAUCUGUAAAGGCACUUGUUUUCAAAUGGAUGGUUUAUUGACCGUGAGAAGGAUUUAAAGAAUCACAACAAGACGUCGAGUUGAAGCGAAGGAGACACUUCAUAACAGAGUCUGUGUGCUUGGCUCGGUCCCAGCUGACGCCCGAGGUCUGGUAUGAGCUUUCUCUACAUUCCGUUAUAAAGCAUGUGAUUGUAAUUUUAUUUGACCAGUUAAAAGUUUAUUCCCGUGCGUGUGUGCGUGUGUGUGUGUGUUUGUUUGCAGCCUCGAGUGUGUGUGUGCGUGUGUGUGGUAAAACAAACGAGCUGAUAUUGAUGAAGGGUGCCUCUCCUCAGAGACGUAUGGUACAGUAUGCAAUCCCAGCUCUCACUCUAUGAUAAUCAAAACGCCAGUGCUGUGUGAUGAUAGAAAUCGUUCCUAACUUCUUCAGGGUUUGUGCACUUGUGCGUGUGCGUGCGUGUGUGUGUGUGUUUCAUAUGACAGGAACUGACUACAGAUGGGGUGCUUUCCUCUGCGCACAAUAUGCCAGCUUUACUAAGUACUUGAUCCAUCAAGCUGCAAAGACGGUACUUUUAUCAUUUAAAAAUGGUACAUGACAUUAUUGGGGACGAUCUUAUCCUAAAACAAACACGCCGUUUGGUUUGUUCUUUCAAGAACCAGACGUUGGCUGUGGACACAGCUGGUUUCAGCAGCUCUGUGGCCUGGGAUGGGUGGAGCUCCUCAGCAAAGCUGGUUCCUGCUUUGUGCUAAUGUGAAACCAUCUCCCAUCAUUGUAGUCUCAAUCUGUAGCAUGUUCAGGUAGCACUAGUACUGUAGCAUCCUAUAGCCUCCUCCUCCUCCUCCUCCUCCUCCACCUCUUCUUCGUAAAGCUUGUUGAUGUCAUGUCUUGGUUACAGUCUGUAGUGUCGAUGAGUGCGCAAACUGUUACUACUAUAGCACAUACAUUUCAUACUUUUAAUUCAGCCUCCUCCAGUAGAUCCUUAUUUAGGUGGCACAGUGUAUGUCUUGGAGAGACGUGGGUUAGGCUUGACACAUAAUUGAGCUCAAAAUUGUCUUCUAAGAAGGUGAUAGUAAAUUCGGUGCCUGCAUCCAGUGGGGUAAGAGUGCUGGUUCGUCCUUUUUUUUUUUCCCCUCUUUCAUUUGAGCCAUCGUGCCACAGUAGACUUCCUCCACGCGCGCGACGCGGCACACGGCGCCGGCCCCCGAAACAUGCCAGCCUAACGGAUAAACGAACACACACGCAGGGCAUGUACAUUUUCGAUGUCAGCAUCUACUCAGUGGUUCUCCGUCACCUCCGUUCUCCACCGUACAAAUUCCUAAAACGAGCUGAUGUAGUUGCCAACCGUUUGCAAGUCUUUUGAUUGGUCAGGAAAAUUUGCACUGUUGUAGAUAUUUGAUAGUGUGUGUGACGUAUGCAAGAGGAAACAGGCCAUUUUCAAUAGCCAUAUUGUGACGUUCAUUAUCGCCCGCAUCGUGAAACAGGCUCCGUGAAGUCAGAGUUCCCCCUCCACGCUCAAAAAAAAAAAACAAACAAAAAAAAAAAAACAUAUUGCACCACCGAUAUUAUCCCAUGUUUAAUUUUAGUUCACUUUAAACUGAGGAGCAGUACAGUGUAUGUAAAUCAGGAAGUUUGUAUAUAGAGAAUUAAUGAUUGUAACUGUAUGAUUGUCUGUAGGGCAUUAUACUAAAACACAUUGCUUACCUCAAGACUUGAGACAAAUCUCUCCUUUCUCUCUCCUGAUGUUUGCCUGGCCUCUCAGUCAGACUCUUUUUAUGUUUCCUUGUACCUAGGCCUUCUCUCAUUCCAAUUGGACAUGUUAAAUAAUUAUAUUCUGCACCUGAAGCACUACGUAAUAGCAAACUAACACAAAAGCUGGUCAAUGUUAUAUGUAUUCUAUUUAAAGACACAUUUAUAGACACUAUAUAGGCCCACACACGCUCUGGCACACAUCUGCAGAUUCAAAUAAAAAUCCUUUUUAAACCAAUUUAUAAUUGGCCGAUGUUUGCCAUGUUGAAAUAAGCUGGUUUUCUUGUGGCUUCAGUGAUAGUACAGUAUACUUUUGCUGUGAUUAAGUGUUUGAUGUCAGGACAACGCACUGAAGCGAUCCUGUCUUUACAGCUCCAGUCACAAACAAAUUGUUUAAUAUAUGAUUGUGAAGAUAUAGGCUUGACUAGCAGUUAUAAUACUGUGUAUGCUUUGACCUUGGUAUAUAUUAAAAGUAUCCAAACAAGGCCUGAUUUAUCCUCUCAUUUUACCAAAAGUUAUAUUUUCAGCAGUCGUAAUAAAUCAUAUUCUUAUGUGUUGAACAUCGUUUGGAGUCUCCUCAGUUGAGAAACCAGAACCAAGAGUAAAAAAAAAUAUAUAUAUAUAUAAAUAAAAGAAUAAAAAAUAAACGGGUUCUUGCAGGAUGUCGGAUGCUCUGAGAGGUGUGGUCUGAAGUUCUGCUUCCCACAGCAGCAGCUCGGCAAAUACAAUCAAUUCUCAAUAUCCUGCGCUUUAUAUGAAGGUGUUUUACUGUUGCGGUCGUCGUCAUGUCCUUCAGAGCAUUUUAUGACUGUACCUUGAUUGUAGAAGCCCUAUUUUAUACUGAGAGUUAUUUCAGAAUACAGUAUGUGCUGUUUUACAUUAAAUGUAUUGUAUGGAGAAAGCUAAAUAAAUGCUGUUUAAAAACUA